Rhizophagus irregularis DAOM 181602=DAOM 197198 is the source of this 255-nucleotide messenger RNA. The record is from RefSeq and is a predicted model, not a curated record. Lineage: Eukaryota; Fungi; Glomeromycota; Glomeromycetes; Glomerales; Glomeraceae.
AAUUCAUCAAAAAUUCCAAAUGGUUUUUUUAAAAUUACUUUACGACGCUCUACAAUUGGUUUACCUUUAAAACUUCGAAGAGUUGUACGAGCUCUAGGUUUACGUCGUUUACAACAAACUGUCUAUCACUCUCAAACUGCUUAUAUUGCCGGUAUGAUACUCAAAGUAAAAGAAAUUUUACAAGUAAUUAAUGUUAAAAAAAUUCCUGCUCCCGAAGAAAGAAAAAAAAGGGCCAAAAAAGGUUAUGUUAUCAUU